This is a messenger RNA of Nycticebus coucang (slow loris), 4573 nucleotides long. RefSeq names its product transmembrane protein 30A (gene CDC50A). NCBI's taxonomy places the organism in Eukaryota, Metazoa, Chordata, Mammalia, Primates, Lorisidae. Gene Ontology annotation, cellular component: Golgi apparatus; endoplasmic reticulum; plasma membrane. Gene Ontology annotation, biological process: phospholipid translocation. The record is from RefSeq and is a predicted model, not a curated record.
UUGUCGUCACAGGGCAGAUGAUCAGGGUGCGUCCGCCUUUUCCCUCCCCUUUCCAUCGUCCUCCCCUUUUCCCUCCCCUCGGCCCCGGGUCUGCUCCCUCCUUCCUCUUUUCCUCCCUCCGGUGUCUGCGGCCGACUCUCGCUUCCGGUCAGGGGCCCUUCGCGGAAGUGUGUCCCGCCUCUUCCUCUCCACAGCGGAGGUGGCUGCGUCGGCUGCGACGGCGGCGGCGACGGCGCCUGCAAGUCUCCGGUAGGGGUCGGCAGGCGGGUCUGGGCGGUCCUCCUGCGCGUCUCGGAGCCGCGCCCCGGGUGUCGAUGGCGAUGAACUAUAACGCGAAGGAUGAGGUGGACGGCGGGCCCCCGUGCGCUCCCGGGGGCACCGCUAAGACGCGGAGACCGGAUAACACGGCCUUCAAACAGCAACGGCUUCCCGCCUGGCAGCCCAUCCUCACGGCUGGCACGGUGCUCCCGACUUUCUUCAUCAUCGGCCUCAUCUUCAUCCCCAUUGGCAUCGGCAUCUUCGUCACCUCCAACAACAUCCGCGAGAUCGAGAUUGAUUAUACCGGAAUCGAGCCUUCUAGUCCCUGCCAUAAAUGUUUGUCUCCUGAUGUGACACCUUGCAUUUGUACCAUUAACUUCACACUGGAAAAGUCAUUCGAGGGCAACGUGUUUAUGUAUUAUGGACUGUCUAAUUUCUAUCAAAACCAUCGUCGUUAUGUGAAGUCUAGAGAUGAUAGUCAACUAAAUGGAGAUCCUAGUGCUUUGGUUAACCCUAGUAAGGAAUGUGAGCCUUACCGAAGAAAUGAAGACAAACCGAUCGCUCCUUGUGGAGCUAUUGCCAACAGUAUGUUUAAUGAUACGUUAGAAUUGUUUCACAUUGGCAAUGGUUCUGACCCUACUCCUAUUACUUUGAAAAAGAAAGGUAUUGCUUGGUGGACAGAUAAAAAUGUAAAAUUCAGAAAUCCUCCUGGAGGAGAAAGCCUGGAAGAACGAUUUAAAGAUACAACAAAGCCAGUGAACUGGCUUCACCCAGUAUACAUGCUGGACUCUGACCCGGAUAAUAAUGGAUUCAUAAAUGAGGAUUUUAUUGUGUGGAUGCGUACUGCAGCAUUACCUACUUUUCGUAAGUUAUAUCGUCUCAUAGAGCGGAAAAGCGAUUUACAUCCAACAUUACCAGCUGGACGCUACUAUUUGAAUAUCACAUACAAUUACCCCGUACAUUCUUUUGAUGGACGAAAACGGAUGAUCUUGAGCACUAUUUCAUGGAUGGGAGGAAAAAAUCCAUUUUUGGGGAUUGCUUACAUCACCAUUGGAUCCAUCUCUUUCCUUCUGGGAGUUGUACUGCUAGUAAUUAAUCACAAAUAUAGAAACAGUAGUAAUACUGCUGACAUUACCAUUUAAUUUUAUAUUCUGAAAACAGAUCUACUGCAUGUGCAUCAAAGCCAGUCCUGUUCAACCUAGCUUUCCACUGCUGACAUCUGGUUAGUAUGUCAUUUUGAAGUUGGCACAUAACAUUUUUUUUUGAAAACAGUUUUUGUCCUUUGCUUUUUUUCCUAUGGAUGACCUAUGAAAAUAUAUGAUGGGUAUAAAAAAUUAACUAUUGAUUAUAUCAACACUAUAACUACUGAAAUGGCAUUCUAAUGUUUGCUUUUUAUUGGGACAGGCCAUGUGAUGCAUAGAGCCUCUUUCAUGUGACCGCAUCUCCUGCUUCGUUGUUUGUGCUGUAUUGAUGAUAUUAUAUUGACACAUAGUGCUGUAUAUGUGUGCUCUUGUGUGAAGAGAGGGCUUACAAGAUGUAUGAGUAUAUAGACUUGCUAACCCUUCAGGAUUCAGAGUUACAGAAAGAUGAAGAAAGACCAAAUCUAAAUAAAACACUUCAUGGUUUUCAUGUGUCGUGUGUAAAGGCUUACACUACCAUCUUUGGGGAGAUGGUCAUGUCCUCAGUUUAUCCAGUACAGUUCUUUGUCAAACUUAGCUUUGAUUCCAAAGAACAUACUUCCCUUUAUGUCUGGCACAGGAAUUAAUAACACUAUGCCUGAAGAGUUCAGGGAGGUCCCAGGUAGGAGGAUUUAAAAUUGUUCUUCCCAUGUGGUUCCAAAGUUGCAGUCAGGAACCUCAGCUCACUUGGAAUGCUUUCACAUGUGAUCACUUCCCUUGAUCCUGAGACUUCAUAAGGGAAGAAAAUAGGAGUGAGAUGGAAAAACUGUUGGGCAGACCUUCAUCUUCUGCCUCAACUAUAAACAUAUGUGAUUGCUCAAAGGAGACUAUGUUCAUUCUUGGGGUAUUUAACAUUCAGAAAAUUACUUCAGUAUUGGAAGUAUCUCAAGCUGUUUUUAUUUUGCAGGUAAGUGUUUUGUCUUAACUACUAAUUAUAUUCCAGAAAAUUUUGAAAGUAGUAACUUUAAUUUCUUCUGUAUUUUGUUCAAUUUCUGCAUAUAGGUCAAAUGUAGAUGUGUAUGUACAUUCUCUUUUUCACUUGGUUUUCCUGUGACACACUUUAAAAAGAUAUUCUAUCCUUAAUUAAAUUCUGGGGGUUUUGAAGUGUAUGUACAUGAUAAAUGAUAAUCUAUAUGGUUGAAGUAAUUUUAUUUUUUACUAACUGGAAUUAUUUUAAUAUUGCGUAUUGAAUAAAUGCUAUAAUUUGUUUGCUAUGGAACUUAAAGUGAAUGUAAACUUAUUUUUCCAUAUGCAUAACAAUGUAUUUAUUAAUCAGAGGUGGCUUAAUUACAUUGAAAUGAACUUUUUUUUUUUUUAACCUAAAGUAACUCAUGUUUGUGUAGAAGAAUGCCUGUUUUAUUCAGAGUUUGUAAUGAUUUCCUUGAGUUAUAUUUUAAAUCAAAAGGUCUGGGUAAUGUAUCAAUUUUGAUUAAUGUAUACUUUUUAAAAAAAGAAACAAAACAGUGUAAUAGUUAAUAGUAGAAAUGUGCCACACUUAAGUUUUAUAUAACAUGAAAUACAGUUUAAAAUACUUGUAAUUCAUAGUGACUUUUUACUGAUAAAAAUAUUACUUGCAUGAAGUACUCGAUGUAUUGUGAUCCUGAGAUUUCUGAGUAUAUAUAUAGUGUGUGUGUAUAUAUAUAUAUAUAUUUUUUUUAUUUUGUCAGAAAAUUUUCUUUGUUUUGUCAGUCUUUCAGAAUGUUAUUUGUUCUGAAAACUGGCCUUCUUGUGCAUGGCAGUUUUGUUUUCUGGGGUACAUCAUUGGGGAAGAGGAAUUUCAUCCAGUCUUUCCAGAUGGAAUUUAUGCUUUUUAAGGAGGACUACCAUCCUGCAUCUCUUUUUCUAACUGGGGGACUGAGAUGUUGCUAAAGAAAAGUAGAAGAGCUCUUUUAACACUUUCCUCAUGGAUAAGAUGGAAUUUUAAAAUUUAUUUGGAGUUUUAUUUAUUUUACAAGUACAUCGAUGGUUUAAGUUCCCUGUCUCCUUCCAUUUGAGCUCUAAGGGACUCCUGUUGGAAAAUGUGGAGAAUAUGGAACAUUCAUAUGGCCUCUAUGAAGUAUAGAGGAAGGAAAAAACAUUUCUUCUUAUAGGCUUUAUACUCAUGUAGGUAACAUUGAUGUCAUAUUCAGCUUCUAAAUAAUCAUUGCAAUUUAAGGCAACUAAGCUAAGUAGAAGGCAUUAAAGAAUGCCUUACUCUACAGGACAUAUUAUGACAUAUGAAGAGCUUCCCUGUUGGACAGAUUAUUCAUUGAGUAAAAGCUAUGACAUUUCGCUGACAUCAUAAGGCAGUUUAAGAAUAAAUUGAUAAAAAUAACACAGUAAUAGAGGAUUAAUCAAGAGAAGAACCAAGUGAAUACUAUUUGUUUAUUGGUUAGGGACAGUCGCUUUGUAACCUUGAUUAUAUUACAACAUUCUGUUAAUAUGUUCUCUGUUAGUAAGAAUGAACAAAAUUUUACUGUGUUCAGACAACUUGCUAAAUUAACAGUGCCUAGAAUUGUUGCUAAUGUUUAGCACUAAACUUUAACCCAGAGUUGAUGAGUCCAGGCUUAAUUUCUCCAUGACUUGAUAAAAUGUCAUUCAUUGUUAAAUUAACUACCAUAUUCGUAUUUAUUAAUUACUCUGACAACAUUAACCAUCUGUUCUUAGCAGGAAGUGGUCAGAUUGUCACUUGAGUUAUAGACAGGCUGACUAAGUUUGGUAUUAUUAGAUCAAGGGGAAUGUCUAAUAAAUAGAAAGAGAGGCAAAGGCGAUGAAAAUAACAAAGUGGGCACAUGAGAAAUGAAAAGCCUGGCUGGUGAGGAGAAGCAUGGAGAGGUUGGGUUAAUGAGCGCUGCUCAGCCUGCUGCCUCCUGUCUUCAUGGAAACUUUGCUUUAGAAUUAUUGUAUGCUACAUCUUUGUUGGUUAAGCUGUAAAGUUUUGUUCUUUGUGAACAUGGCUGGGGUGGGUAGCGGGAGUGCAGAAGUCCUGCUAUUACAAGAACAAUUUUGAUGCACAAGUGUCUGUUGUACAGUUUGGCUGAUCUAGUAAAGUGUUAAUGAACUCCUUUUUAGCCCAUACACCAUUCAGUAAACAUAAACAUCACUUUUCUCCUAAUGUAAUUUGAAAUUUCAAAAUAAAUAUCUUGUCUAAAACCAAA